AUGGCCGAAGCAGCGGGUGUCCUCUACGCGGUCGAACAUCUUGUCGAAGGCGGCCUCGCAUUAGCAAAAGGCAUCUACGACCCAACUCUACCUCUCAAAGCAACCACCAGACCUAUCAACGAUGUGAAGCUGCCGCGAGUAUAUCACAGUGUCUCCGAAGUCAAGGGCAGAGCAUAUGUGUUUGGCGGAAAGACAGAUGAAGAUCAGCUGGCCGAUAAUGCCAUGCAUAUGAUCAUUUUACCUUCUUCAGGUAUCGAAAGUACUGACUAUCAGCGCUUGGGACCAACUUCUGAAUCGCCACCUGCGAGAUAUGGUCACAGUUCCGCCGUCAUCGACGAUCAGAUCUAUGUCUUUGGAGGCUCGGGCGCCCAAGGACCUCUGGAGGAGAAAGGCAGGGUUUGGGUAUUUGAUACAGAUACAAACUCAUGGUCCAGUCUCGAUGCCGCUGUGGGAGAUGUUCCGAAAUCGAGAAUGUGGGCAGCUGCUGCUGCGAGUUCUGAGCCAAAGCCUGAGCAUCGGAGGACAGAUGAUAAUGUGGCACCGCAAUACCCUCUGGAUCCGGCGAAGAUGGUGCCUGAGCCGCUAAGUCCGAGUGUCUAUGGCACUUUUGUCGUGUACGGAGGAACCGUUGACAAUGAAGCAAGCUCAUCCCCUGAGCUCUGGGCCUUCGACAUAGCAUCAAGAACCUGGAAUCAACUCCCCUCGCCUCCAGCACCGACAGGCUCCCCUAGCAUAACCUUCCACAACAACCGCCUCUACGCCGUCUCAGGGACCUCGACUCACUAUAUCGAUCUCUCCUUCUCAGGCUGCUCCUACACCGAUAAACCCACCACAGGUCCUACAACAUUAAGCCCCUGGUCAUCCCUCCCUCUCUCGGCCCCAGACCUUCAGAUUCCAACCUCUUCCUCCUCCGCAACAUCCCUCCUGCCUAUAACAACAGGCCAAGGGCGCAAUUACCUCCUCCACAUCACCCCGUCUUGCCUCACGACCUUACAACUCACAUCUUCAGCAACAACAGCAGCAAGUCUAAAAGACCGCGCUCGAGAUGCUAUAAGUAAGAAGAAUGCCACUCAUGAAUGGGCGGAAGUAAGGUACUAUAACAACGAGGGCGUUUUGAUUCAGGAAGGACAAAAAGAAAGAGGUGUAGGUGGCAGAGAAGGAUUUUCGGCUACAAAAGUCAAGGAGAUCGAUGGAGGUUGCGUUUUUAUCUGGGGAGGUGUUGUGGAUGGAAAGGUUAAGGGUGACGGAUUGUUGAUUGAGGUUGGAAAGUGA
This is a messenger RNA of Aureobasidium subglaciale EXF-2481, 1272 nucleotides long. RefSeq lists its product as uncharacterized. The record is from RefSeq and is a predicted model, not a curated record. Gene Ontology annotation, molecular function: protein binding. The transcript is spliced from 3 exons. Lineage: Eukaryota; Fungi; Ascomycota; Dothideomycetes; Dothideales; Saccotheciaceae. Bases 1 to 1272 code for a protein of 423 amino acids.